This is a messenger RNA of Antrostomus carolinensis (chuck-will's-widow), 417 nucleotides long. It is a transcript of the gene CUNH10orf105, whose product is annotated as chromosome unknown C10orf105 homolog. The record is from RefSeq and is a predicted model, not a curated record. Bases 1 to 417 code for a protein of 138 amino acids. NCBI's taxonomy places the organism in Eukaryota, Metazoa, Chordata, Aves, Caprimulgiformes, Caprimulgidae. The transcript has a single exon.
AUGAGCACAGGGGACGCUGCCAACAUGACAUCUCCUACCUCACCUCUCCUUGGGCUGCUGGUUUCAACCACUGAGCUGGUCCCACUCAUUACCGCAUCCCCCGAGAGGGGAGACCCACUGCCCAUCAUCAUUGCCCUGGUCUGCAUCUUCCUCCUCCUGGCAACCUUCCUCAUCUUUGUAACCCUCUGCAAGCCAUUGGCUCUGGACCAGUCCCACUCUGGGCCCCAUGAGUGUAUGCCCCAUCACCCGGCAGAUGCCAGCGAGCCCCAGCUGAGGCUCUGGAAGCGGCUUGGUUCCCUGCGCCGCUCCAUCAACACUUUCAGAAGGAGUUGGCUGGUGUCCCCGAGCCAGCUCGCCUGCCCCAGGAACCUCCCAGCCAGCCAGGACUGGGAUAUCAUGGAGUGCACCAAAAUGUGA